ACGACCAGACACCACACUCGCACCACCACAGUCGGUAGUCGCACAUACUUACAAACACAAGCUAUAAGCACACCCACGCCAUGGCUCGUUUCUCGUGUUUGCUCCUGUCCGCCGCCGCAUUGAUCGCCGUCACUUAUGGAUCGCCGCUGACCAACGACCGACAACUGCAGGAUGGCAACAACGGAGAUGAGCUGGGAAUCACGGAACAACUGCAAGAGCUCAUCGAGAAGCGCGACGUGUCCGUGGAACUCGGAGGCGCCACCGUCACCUUGUCGCCCAGGAACUUGGAAGAGAACGAACUUGGUCUGACCCUAAGACUUCCCAGCUCCGCCGAGCCAAGAAGCAAACGCCAUAAGCUCAAGAAGAUCCUCAUGCCCAUCAUGGUGUUCGUCAUGCUCAAGGCCCUCACACUGAUCCCGCUCGCCAUCGGCGUGUUGGGAUUGAAGGCAUGGAACGCUCUGCAACUGUCGUUCUUCUCGUUCGUCAUAUCCAUCGGUCUGGCCAUCUUCCAGCUGGUCAAGAAGGCUUCCGAGUCACCACCAUCUCUGACCACCCACGACGCCGGAAUCUACGGUGCCCCGCCAGCGCACUACGCAAGGAGCGUCCAGGAGCACGCUCAACAGUUGGCCUACGGUUCCAACCAAGUCAGAUAGACGUUUUCCGACUACGCUGACACGACUUGCAUCGCGACUCGUGUGUGUGUGUGAGUGUGUGUGUGCGUUGCGGGUCGUGUAAUCCCAUAGCUGCAGAUGCAUCUUCCGCGCACGUCAAUUAUACCGCAAGAGAACAACAUUUAUUUAUUUCGACUAUUUAUUAUUAUUAUUUUAUUAUUACGAAACACGAAUGAUUG
Molecule: messenger RNA, 850 nt
Organism: Myzus persicae (green peach aphid)
Lineage: Eukaryota; Metazoa; Arthropoda; Insecta; Hemiptera; Aphididae
Gene: Osi19
Exons: 4
Coding region: 81-653 (190 amino acids)
Source: RefSeq, a predicted model, not a curated record